This is a messenger RNA of Cyprinodon variegatus (sheepshead minnow), 1396 nucleotides long. RefSeq lists its product as uncharacterized. The transcript is spliced from 7 exons. The coding region runs from base 1 to 1395 and encodes 464 amino acids. NCBI's taxonomy places the organism in Eukaryota, Metazoa, Chordata, Actinopteri, Cyprinodontiformes, Cyprinodontidae. The record is from RefSeq and is a predicted model, not a curated record.
AUGAGGCUCACUGUAUUAUUUCAUCUACUGCUCCUCCUGCCAAUGUUCUCAGCCUAUAUUUACCAAAAUGUGGCUUUACGGGGCAAAGCUACACAGUCUUCUCAAUUGAAAGGAGACAAUCAUGGUUAUGUGGGUGCCUACAAUGCUAUUGAUGGAAACCGAAAUUCUGAUCUUAAAAAAGGAUCAUGCACCCACACUGAUGCUGAAAAUAACCCCUGGUGGAGAGUAGAUCUGCUGGAUUCAUACAUUGUCACCGAGGUCAUCAUCACCAACAGAGGAGACUGCUGUGAAGAUCGUAUAGAUGGUGCAGAGAUUCGCAUCGGAAAGUCCUCGCAAGACCAUGGCUUUGCAAACCCCGUGGUUGGUACAAUUUCCACUAUUGCAGCUGGAAGUUCUUACACAAUAAAUAUGACUAAUCAUGUGGAAGGUCGUUAUGUGACGGUAAUAUUACCUGGUUUGAACAAGUAUCUAACACUGUGUGAAGUGGAGGUCUACGGGUACCGUUCUCCAACUGAAAAUGUGGCUUUACGGGGCAAAGCUACACAGUCCUCCUACUCUACAGGAGACAAUCAAGGUUAUGUGGGUGCCUACAAUGCUAUUGAUGGAAACCGCAAUGCUGAUCUUAAAAAAGGAUCAUGCACCCACACUGACGCUGAAAAUAAUCCCUGGUGGAGAGUAGAUCUGCUGGAUUCAUACAUUGUCACCCAGGUCAUCAUCACCAACAGAGGAGACUGCUGUGAAGAUUAUAUCAACGGUGCAGAGAUUCGCAUCGGAAAGUCUUUACGAGACCAUGGCUCAGCAAACCCCGUGGUUGCUACAAUUUCCACUAUUGCAGCUGGAAGUUCUUACACAAUAAAUAUGACUAAUCAUGUGGAAGGUCGUUAUGUGAUGGUAAUAUUACCUGGUUUGAACAAGUAUCUAACACUGUGUGAAGUUGAGGUCUACGGGUACCGUUCCCCAACUGAAGAAAAUGUUGCAGUUUAUGGAAAAGCCUCGCAGUCAACAGUUUAUCCUGCAGCCAUUGCCUACAAUGCUAUAGACGGGAACCGUGAAGCUCGCUUUGACUUUGGUUCCUGCAGUGCCACAAAUAAUGACUUUAACCCCUGGUGGAGACUGGACCUGGGGAGAACCCAUAAAGUGUUCUCUAUUAGCAUAACCAACCGGUUAGAAGUUCACACUCGAAUUAAUGGAGCUGAAAUUCGUAUUGGAAAUUCACUUGUUAACAAUGGAAAUAACAAUCCCAGAUGUGCUGUGAUCUCAACCAUCUCACCUGGUUUUACUGAAACCUUUCAGUGCAAUGGCAUGGAUGGUCGAUUCAUCAAUGUUGUCAUACCUGGACGAAAUGAGUAUCUCACUCUUUGUGAGGUGGAGGUGUAUGCAUCUAGACUAGAUUAAA